UUGGACUGUGCCAAGCAAGAGCCUGGCUCCUCAUCAACUUCCCUCAGUGGCCACAUCAGCGGAAUCCAUUUGCCACCUUCUCGACGCUCCUGCACGCAAUAUAAAACCCACCCUUCAUCCUAUUCGCCCCCGCUCACCCGCCCAAAUGGCGGACCAAAUGGCGGCCCAUCCCCACCGCCUCGCCACUCCCGCCCCACUCCUCCUCCUCGCCUCGAUCGUCACUGCUACAUCCUCCUUCGACAAGACGAAUCCGAUCCGAUUCGUUGUCAAUCGGGUUGAAUAUUAUGACGCCGCCAUCAUCGGCACACUCGGCCGAGCCCGACAUGCCCUCGACUUCGCCCGCUUCGCCCACAGGUACGGAAAGAGGUAUAGUUCUGCGGUGGAGAUAGGGCACCGCUUCGGGAUCUUCCUCGAGAACUUGAGCUCAUUCGCUCCACCAACCGCAAAAGCCUGCCCUAAAUACUCGGAAUAAACGGGUUCUCGAACUAGACUUGGGAGGAGUUCCAGGCGGGCCGGUUGGGAGCCGCCCAGAACUGCUCCACCACAUACCGAGGGAAUCAUUGGUUGACUAAUGAGAUCAUCCCCGGGACGCAUGACACGGGCACUGGAGGCAGCAUAUGCACAGGUUACAGGAAAGAAUAUUUCUCUAUCGGAACAGCAACUAGUGAACUGCGCUUAUGCGUUCAACAACUAUGGAUGUAAUGGAGGAUUUCCUUCCCAAGCUUAAUGCAGGAAUUGAUACUGAAGAGUCAUAUCCAUAUUCUGCAAUGAAUGGUGUCUGUUGCCGGCUCAGUGAACAUCCAAGGGUGCUGAAGAUGAUGAACUUAGGCAUGCAGUUGGUAGGUCUGGUUCGUUCCAGUUAGUGUUGCAUUUCAAGUAGUGAAGGGCUUUAGAUUCUACAACGGAGGAGUUUUUUAUACAAGCGAUACGUGCGGCCACACUGAAACGGAUGUGACCCAUGCAGUUCUGGCUGUUGGUUAUGGUGUCGAGGAUGGCAUACCAUAUUGGCUGAUCAAGAACUCAUGGGGCAAGCGAUUGGGGUCUUGAUGGCUACUUUAAGAUGGAGUUGGGAAAGAACAUGUGCAGUGAGUAUCUUACAUAUUUAGUACAAGCCUGAACCAUAAAUAUUAUUAUAAUAUACGAUACACUUAUAUACUAUGACAUGCGAUAUUGCACACGAAAAUGAUAUGGUAUGUGAGGUAGGAGUUCCUGCAUAUGUUAUAAAUAUCUAUUACAUAUACUACGUGACCUACUUUUGCACAUUUGAAUUUUGAUUUAUUUUGAAGUAGAAUUUAUCUCUUUAUUAUA
Molecule: messenger RNA, 1308 nt
Organism: Musa acuminata AAA Group (dessert banana)
Lineage: Eukaryota; Viridiplantae; Streptophyta; Magnoliopsida; Zingiberales; Musaceae
Product: vanillin synthase-like
Exons: 6
Coding region: 146-472 (108 amino acids)
Source: RefSeq, a predicted model, not a curated record